Messenger RNA from Trichosurus vulpecula (common brushtail), 3036 nucleotides. RefSeq names its product importin 13 (gene IPO13). Gene Ontology annotation, molecular function: small GTPase binding. Gene Ontology annotation, biological process: protein import into nucleus. Gene Ontology annotation, cellular component: cytoplasm; nuclear membrane. The record is from RefSeq and is a predicted model, not a curated record. The transcript has 20 exons. Bases 66 to 2984 code for a protein of 972 amino acids. NCBI's taxonomy places the organism in Eukaryota, Metazoa, Chordata, Mammalia, Diprotodontia, Phalangeridae.
AGAGGGGUGUAGACGCGGUGUAGACAGCCGGCCGGCUGCUGGUGUAGACGCCCCGCCUGCCCGAGAUGGAGGGGCGGGAGGAGCCGCCCCCGGGCCCCCCGGGCCCCGGCCCCGGCCCGGGCCCCGGCGUGCAGCCGCCCCCGCCGCUGGACUUCACCGUGGAGAACGUGGAGAAGGCCCUUCACCAGCUCUACUAUGACCCCAACAUCGAGAACAAGAACCUGGCCCAGAAGUGGCUGAUGCAGGCCCAGGUCUCUCCACAGGCCUGGCACUUCAGCUGGCAGCUGCUGCAACCUGACAAGGUGCCCGAAAUCCAGUACUUUGGGGCCAGUGCCCUGCACAUCAAGAUUUCCCGCUACUGGAGCGACAUCCCUGCCGACCAGUAUGAGAGUCUGAAGGCCCAACUCCUGGCGCACAUUGGCCGCUUCGCCAGCGGCUCCAAGAUCGUGCUGACGCGGCUAUGUGUGGCGUUGGCCUCGCUGGCCCUCAGCAUGAUGCCAGAAGCCUGGCCCUGUGCUGUGGCAGACAUGGUGCGCCUGUUUCAGGCCGAGGCCACCCCUGGCGAUGGGCAGGGCCGCUGCCUGGCGCUACUGGAGCUCUUGACUGUGCUGCCCGAGGAGUUCCAGACCAGCCGGUUGCCCCAAUACCGCAAGAGCCAGGUACGUGCCAUGCUGGCACAGGAGUGCAGGGCCAUCUUCCCCUUGCUGGAGCAGCUGCUGCAGCAGCCCAGCCUGCCCAGCGCCAUCAAGCAGAAGGCACUCAAGUGCUUUUCCAGCUGGGUGCCCCUGGAGGUGCCCCUGCUGGACUGUGAGCGGCUGAUUCAGGCCGCCUUCAGUGCUCUGCGGGACCCUGAACUCUUUGACAGCAGUGUGGAGGCCAUCGUCAAUGCCAUCUCGCAGCCUGAUGCCCAGAGGUAUGUGAACACACUGCUCAAGCUGAUCCCCCUGGUGCUGGGGCUGCAGGAGCAGCUUCGGCAGGCAGUGCAGAAUGGGGACAUGGAGACGUCUCAUGGGAUUUGCCGAGUUGCUGUGGCUUUGGGGGAGAACCAUUCCAGGGCCCUGCUGGACCAGGUGGAGCACUGGCAAAGCUUCUUGGCUUUGGUCAACAUGAUCAUGUUCUGCACGGGCAUCCCCGGCCACUACCCAGUCAAUGAGACGACUAGCUCCUUGACCCUCACUUUCUGGUACACUCUGCAGGACGACAUCUUGUCUUUGGAGGCAGAGAAACAGGCUGUGUACCAGCAGCUGUACCGCCCUGUCUACUUCCACCUGGUGGACGUUCUCCUACACAAAGCUCAGUUUCCCGCAGACGAAGAGUACAGCUUCUGGUCAUCUGAUGAGAAGGAGCAGUUCCGAAUCUACAGGGUGGACAUUUCGGACACACUCAUGUACGUCUAUGAGAUGCUGGGGGCGGAGCUGCUGAGUAACCUCUAUGACAAGCUGGGCCGCCUGCUCACCAGCUCUGAGCAGCCUUGCUCCUGGCAGCACACGGAGGCUCUUCUCUAUGGGUUCCAGUCCAUUGCGGAAACCAUUGAUGUCAAUUACUCCGACGUGGUGCCAGGACUCAUUGGCCUCAUCCCCCGCAUAAGCAUCAGCAACGUGCAGCUGGCAGACACCGUCAUGUUCACCAUCGGGGCUCUGUCGGAGUGGCUGGCAGACCACCCAGUCAUGAUUAACAAUGUCCUGCCCCUGGUGCUUCACGCCCUGGGCAACCCUGAGCUCUCAGUGUCCUCUGUGUCUACCCUCAAGAAGAUCUGCCGGGAGUGCAAGUAUGACCUCCCCCCAUAUGCAGCCAACAUUGUGGCCGUGUCCCAGGAUGUGCUGAUGAAGCAGAUUCACAAGACAAGCCAGUGCAUGUGGCUGAUGCAGGCCCUGGGCUUCCUGCUGUCAGCUUUGCAAGUAGAAGAGAUUCUGAAAAACCUCCACUCCCUCAUCACCCCCUACAUCCAGCAGCUGGAGAAGCUGGCUGAGGAGAUGCCCAACCCUUCAAACAAGCUGGCUAUCGUCCACAUCCUGGGUCUCCUCUCCAACCUCUUCACUACAUUGGACAUCAGUCACCAUGAGGAUGAGCAUGAAGGCCCUGAGCUCAGGAAGCUGCCCAUUCCACAGGGACCCAACCCAGUGGUGGUUGUGCUACAGCAAGUUUUCCAGCUCAUCCAGAAGGUGCUGAGCAAGUGGCUAAAUGAUGCCCAAGUGGUAGAGGCAGUGUGCGCCAUCUUUGAGAAGUCUGUUAAGACCUUGCUGGAUGACUUUGCGCCUAUGGUCCCCCAGCUGUGUGAGAUGCUGGGACAGAUGUACAGUACGAUCCCCCAGGCUUCUGCCCUCGACCUCACUCGCCAGCUGGUGCACAUCUUUGCUCAUGAACCUGCCCACUUUCCUCCCAUAAAGGCCCUCUUCCUCCUCGUCACCUCUGUCACGCUCACCCUCUUCCAGCAAGGGCCCAGGGAUCAUCCUGAUAUUGUUGAUUCAUUUAUGCAACUCCUGGCACAGGCCCUGAAGCGGAAGCCAGAUCUCUUCCUGUCUGAGAGCUUGGAUGUCAAGGCUGUGUUCCAGUGUGGUGUGCUGGCACUCAAGUUCCCUGAGGCCCCGACUGUCAAGGCCUCCUGCGGCUUCUUUACAGAGUUGCUGCCCCGUUGUGGGGAGAUCCCACCCAUUGGGCAGGUGGUCCAGGAGGAUGGCAGAGUGCUGCUGCAGGCUGUGCUAGAGGCCAUCGGCGGUCAGGCCUCCCGCAGCCUCAUGGAUUCCUUUGCGGAUGUCCUCUUUGCCCUCAACAAACACUGCUUUAGCUGCCUCAGUGUGUGGAUCAAGGAGGUGAUGCAGCCGCCAGGUUUCCCCUCACCCCGGCUCAGUGCUGAACAGAAGGAUACCUUCAGCCAGCAGGUCCUCAGAGAGCGGGUGAACAAACGUCGAGUGAAGGAGAUGGUGAAGGAGUUCACACUACUGUGCCGGGGUCUUCAUGGUACCGACUACACUGCUGACUACUGAGGGCUGGCUAAGGCCGAGUUUCUAUAGAAUAAACCCCAAACCCCCUACUCAA